Dromaius novaehollandiae (emu) is the source of this 2508-nucleotide messenger RNA. It is a transcript of the gene CDT1, whose product is annotated as chromatin licensing and DNA replication factor 1. The record is from RefSeq and is a predicted model, not a curated record. NCBI's taxonomy places the organism in Eukaryota, Metazoa, Chordata, Aves, Casuariiformes, Dromaiidae. The transcript is spliced from 10 exons. Gene Ontology annotation, biological process: DNA replication checkpoint signaling; mitotic cell cycle; regulation of DNA-templated DNA replication initiation. Gene Ontology annotation, molecular function: DNA polymerase binding; DNA binding. The coding region runs from base 76 to 1938 and encodes 620 amino acids. Gene Ontology annotation, cellular component: nucleus.
CCGUCCCGCCCCGCCCCGCCCCGCCCCGUCCCGCCGGUGGCCGCGCCCGGUGCCGGCCCCGCGCCCUCGGCCGCCAUGGCCCAGCUCCGCCUCACCGAUUUCUUCGGCCGCACAAAGGCGGCCGCCGGCGCCGACCCCAAGCGCGGCGGCCGCCGGUUCAAGGCCGCCCUUCCCGAGCCGCCGGUGAAGCGGGAGGCGGCGGCGGCCGGUGUCGCGGCGGCGCUGAGCAACCAGUCCCCGGGGCUGCCCUCCUCGCCGCGCACCCCGGCGCAGCCCGGCAGCGGCACCCCCGCGGCGCGGACGCCGGCGGGCAGGAAGCGACGGCGGCAGGAGCUGGAAGAGGAGCCGGGCACGGCGGAGCGGAGCGGGAAGUCGGCGCGGAAGAGGCUGGAGCUGCGCGGGGACGCGGGGCCGGGCCCGCCGGCCGCGGCUCCCAGCCCUCCGGCCGCCGCUCGCCCCCCGACACCCUCCUUGCCGGACAAGGCAGCGACGACCCCGGCCAAGGCGACCCCCGGCGCGGGGCAGGACGGUGGGGCGCAGCCAGGCCCCGCCAUGCCAGGCCGGAGCAGAGGCUUGCAGCAGGAGAACGUGGCCGAGCUGAAGCGCCGCUUGCAGAGGAUGAAGGCCCUCGCUCAGCUCGCUCAGCUGCCGUCCGUCUCUCCCGAGACCGGCGCCGACCUGAAGAACCGUCUCCAGCGCGUGCAGGACCUGGAGCUGAGGAUCCACGAGAGGAGAGCGGAAAACAAAGCGAAGCUGGAAGCGCAGCCCCCGAAGGAGACCGGCAGUUCAGCUGCAGAGGCCAGCGAGAAGGCACCCGCCUACCAGCGGUUCCACACCUUAGCUCAGGACGUCCCGCCGGGGCUCACGCUGCCCUACAAGUUCAAGGUGCUGGCGGAGAUGUUUCGCAGCAUGGACGCCAUCGUGGGGAUGCUCUUCAACCGCUCGGAGACCGUCACCUUCGCGAAGGUCAAGCAGGGGGUGCAGGACGUGAUGCACAAGCAGUUUGAGGAGCGGCACGUGGGCCAGAUCAAGGCCGUGUACCCCGCGUCGUACAGGCUCCGCCAGGAGAAGAACAUCCCCACUUUCAGCAGCAGCAUUAAGAAGUCGGACUACCAGCUCACGCUAGAGCCGGUGCUGGGGGAAGAGGAGAGGAUGGACGGGCGGCCUCACUUGUCGGCGUCGCGCCUGCUGGAGCGCAGGAAGGAGUUCAACCACAACCUGGUGCACAUCGUCAAGCAGCACCACAAGGCGUUCAUGGCCUCCCUCAGCCCCCCGAUGGCGGUGCCGGACGACAAGCUGAUGCGCUGGCAUCCCCGUUUCAACGUGGACGAGGUGCCGGACAUCACCCCGGCGGAGCUGCCGCGGCCCCCCCGGGGCGACAGGCCCACCACGGCCCAGGAGGUGCUGACCACGGCCCGGGGCAUGAUGACCCCCAAGAUGGAAAAAGCUCUUGCCAACAUGGCCUUGAAAACAGCUGGAGCAAGUGUGGGGGAACCGGUGGUUUCCAGCGCGGCGUCCCCUGCCAGCACCUCCAGCGCGCUGAGAGGGGUGUCCCAGGCCCUGCUCGAGCGGAUCCGGGCGAAGGAGGCGCAGAAGAUGCAGGCGCUGAUGACGCGGGCCCCGCAGCAGGAGGAGCGGCUGGCCAUGCUGGGGCGGCUGCCGGCCAUGGCCCGCGUCCUGCGCAACGUCUUCGUGGCCGAGAAGAAGCAGGCGCUGACCCUGGAGGUGGCUUGUGCCCGCAUGACGGACAGCUACGACACGCAGAUGUCUGCCGGGGACAUGGAGAAACACCUGCGCCUCUUCGCGGAGCUGCUGCCUGACUGGGUCAGCGUCCACGCCAUCAGGACGGACACCUACAUCAAGCUGGACAAGGGCAAGGACCUCAGUCUCGUUGCGGAGCGACUCGCCCGGGCAGCGAAGGAGGCAGAAGCCCCCUGAGCCCGCCGGAGGGCUGGGUUGUCUCGCGUGCGACCUGCACUGUAGACGUAGCAAACUGCGGACAGCAUCCACAGGACUGGUGGGACUUUCGUAGGCUGAUGGGAGCGUCUGAAGGUCCAGGAACUGGGAGGCUUGUCCUUGGGGAUGUCUGAGGUCGUGAUGAACCGGCCUCCACUUUCCAUACGUCCUCUGCCGCGGUCCAUCAGGAUGUAACUCCCCCAACCCUCAAGAGCCCUGAAGGUGAAAAACCCUCGAUCCCCUGGUGCCACCAAAGCUCCGAAGAGGAGCUAGCAACCUCUUCUUGCCUUACCCUGUUCUCCUGAAGGUUUGAUGCAAGAGCUUUCUUCCAUUAACUGAGUCCUGGUGGGGUGGAGGCCGGACUGGGCACGGUGAGAGGGUGACAAGGAUGAAGAAGUGAGAGAAGUCACAAACUGGUGAUGUUUUAGAGCUCUGGGCCUUGUUCUGUUUUUAAGGGAGGGAAACACAACUCCAGCUCUUGCUGGAAAUGACUGCAGGACUUGUCAAAACAUCUUUGUAUUAAAUGUUUUAAAUAUAGCUGACUUGGGUUAA